CUCAGAAAUCACACAAACCCAACCACAAAACCCUAGCACUGUAAGCCUACACCACCGCCGCAAGGAGGGGCAUACUGCCGCCGUCCGUCGCACUUAAAGUUCCCCAUCCGUCAUCUAGCUUCCCUCGUGCUCCAAGUCUUCAACCCCUGUUCGCUGUCACCGAUCGCGGUUGCUUCCUCGAGCUCCGCGUCCGUCGUCUUUGUCUGCUCAGCCGCGCUUCCGUCGCCGUUUGUUUGCCGUUCACGUUCGCGUUCGCUCGGCGUUCACCGUUCGCGUGCACUCGUUGUUCACCGUUCGAGUUCGCGUUCGUCUGGAAGCCACGUUGCUCUGCUUCAAACUCUGCGACCAACCCGCGUGCUCCACUCAGCCGUCGAACUGCUCUCUGUUGUCCCCGCCGUGAGUUCCCUAAACCCGCCACCAGACAAUACACUCACACAACAGACAACACCAAUACUCUUCUUCAAACUCUGCAACUUCUGAUUUUUACUACAAUAAGUAAUUAUUUGAUUUGGUAGUGGUUUGGAUUUUUUCAUAGACUAAAUUGAAGUUACAAUAGUUUUUUGUUCUCUUCUCUAUCACAUUGAAAUUAAUCUUUGGAUUCUCUUAUUUCGUGUUAAUUUUACCGCACUCAACAUGUUUGAUGAAAUGCUUUAACCAUAUUUCUGAUUGUUUUUAUAAUUUCUAGCUUUUAUAAUUUUUCUUGGUCAAGGUUAGUGGUCUGAACUCUAAAAUUUCAAAUUACUCAAAUAUGUAAUUUCUGAAAUUAGGGAUUUGUGAAUCUGAACUCUGAAGUUAGUGAUUGAUUUUUGAUAUGUUACUGAUUCUGUUCUAAUAUGUGCUUUUGUUACUGAUUCUGAAAUUGAGUAAUGGAUUUGUUUCUGAAAUUGAAUAAUGGAUUUGUUAUUGAUUCUGUUCUAUGGUCUUAUGGAUGAUUAUUGGAUUUCUAGCCGUUCUGUUGCUGUUUUAAUUUGGAUUAUGAUUUAUUGAUUUUAGUUAUGGAUGAAAGUAUUAAUCAAGAAGCAGUUGCUGAUAAUGCCUGUUUGAGUAAUAAUUCGUCUGCUAAUCCUCCUAAUUCAAAUGAUUCUGCUAAUUCUAAUCCAACUAGUGUGAAUAAUAAUUAGCCACAAGGUUCUUCUAAUUUAUGGAUUUUGAUGAUUGAUAAAUCUUGAUGUUGGUUUUUAAUAUUUAGAUAUUUCUUUUUACUAUUUAAAUUUUGAGAUUGUAUUUUGAUAAGAUCAUAUGGAUUUGAUUGAUGAUACUUUGUUGUUGAAUGCUAAUUUUUGUUGUUGAAUGCCCUGUUUGUUGCUGAAUGAUGAAUGCUGAAUGCUGAAUGCUGUUGGUAAUGGUGUUUUUGCUGUUGAAUGUCCUGCUGUUUUAUUUCUUUGUUUGUUGCUGAAUGUUGGUUGCAGAAUUUAGAUAUGGUCAUGUUGAUAAUUUUUUGAUUUUUCAAUGUGCUGUGGCUAGUCUUUAGUUUCGUAUCUGGUUAUGGAUACUUCUUUGUUUUGUAGUUGUUGGUUUUGUUUUGAUUUGUAGUUGGUUUUGCUUUGAUUUGUAGUUGCUGGCUCCUAAUUAUUGCUGGUUUUGCUGGCUUUGUUUGUUGCUGAAUGUUGGUGGCAGAAUUUAGAUAUGGUCAUGUUGAUAAUUUUUUGAUUUUUCAUUGUGCUGUGGCUGGUCUUUAAUUUUGUUUUAAUUAAUAGAACCUUUAUUAAUUUAUGUUAUGGAUAAUAGUAUUAAUCAAAUAGAGAUUAAUAAAACUUUUAUUAAUUUCGAAUGAUGCUGCUAAUCCUAAUCCUAAUCCACCGAAGCAAAUGUGCAACAAGUUCUUGCGAAUUUUGAUGAUUGAUAAAUCAUGAUGUUGCGAUUUAAUAUUUAGAUAUGUUUUUUUACUAUUUAAUUUUUGAGUUUGUAUUUUGAUAAGAUCAUAUAGAUUAGGUUGAUGAUAUUUUAUGUAGUGUUUUAAAUUUCGAAAAUAUUUUAAUAUUUAUAUUAGACUAUAAUUAUAUUUUAGGAUGUUUAUUUAUUAUUUUAUUCUAAAACAAUUUUUUCGGUUGAACCAUUAAUUAGACCGAUUAGACUAAUAAACUAAUAAAUCAGUAAUUUAAACGGUUCGAUGAUCGGUCCGGUUUUCAGAACCUUGAUCUUAACUUAUAUGCAUGAUCAAUAUAAAAUGUUUUUAUUUUAUAUAGAUAUUGAAUUGUGCAAUGUAUUUAUCAAAUAAGUUAAAACAAAUAAAUUUUAUAUUUACUUUUAUAAAUUUUAUAUUUACUAGUUACUACUCAAGUAAUUGCAUUUACCCAUAAGGUGAGUGAGCAUGGCCCGGUUUGAUCCGAAAACCCAGUGUGUGUGGAUAAAAAAUGACCCGGUUUGAUCAAAAGGCAAAAAUCGCAUCCCAAGCUCCCAGGCGUCAUCCUUCCCCUUCUUCGCAGCAGCUCCUCCUCCUCUUCGCAUCUCUGCUUCGGAUUACUCGCCACCACAACUCAGUCACCGCCGCAACUCUGUUUCACAGCCUCCUCCCUCUCUUACUCAGCUCCCUCCUUUUACCAUCGCCGGUGCCUUCUUCCUGUAGUGUUCAAAGAAUUUGUAUUGCUUGAGAGGCAAACUUGGAAACUGAUGAGAGGUAAACUCAGCUGCAAUAGUAUGUUAUCUAUGCUCGAUUUUUCAUCAUGUUUCGGACUUUUUUCGGUGAUGUAAGAAAUUAUGGUUUACUUCGAAAGGGAUAUAUUUACCAGCAGAGGUUUAGCCUUGUGAACGUUAAGUUGAAAUGGGUGAAAGAUCGAAAACUGGAUGGCGCUGUAGCUGGUCAGAAAGAUCUUAAGGCGGUUGAGAUCCUUGUUUCCAUCAUUGCCUCGUCUUCCGAAUGUUGCCUUCCCAUAUAUCGUCUUAAUCCCCAUCGCGGACAACUUGGUCUUCCUAUUGAUCUUAAGGUCUCUACCUUUAUCAGAAGAUAUCCUACUAUUUUUGUGGAGACCAAUUUUCUUGACAGUGGCGGCACUCCUGUUCCAAGUUUCGGCUUGAGUCCUCAAGCCUUGAAGCUUCACCAUGAGCAAGUUAACAUCCUUGAGCAUGAUCAGUUGGAACUCAGGGAUAGGCUAUGCAGAUUGCUUAUGCUAACAAGAGACAGGAUCCUUCCACUACAAACUAUUGAUCAAUUAAAAUGGGACUUGGGUUUGCCCAAUGAUUACCCGAGUUCUUUUGUUCCGAAUCACCCUGAUCGGUUCUCUCUUGUUCGCCUCCCUGAUAAUCGUGUUGGCUUGAAGUUGUUGUUAUGGGAUGACAAGCUCGCUGUCUCGGAGAUACUGAAGAAUGCUUCUUUACAACAAGAUCAAGAAGACAUAAAAAAUGGAACCUUAGCCUUUCCAGUUAGUUUCACAAGGGGUUUUGGUUUCAGAAGAAAAUGCAUGGAGUGGUUGAAAGAGUGGCAGAAACUCCCCUAUACUUCACCUUACACUAAUGCCUCACAUUUGGAUCCUCGUACCGAUGAAUCCGAGAAGAGGGUUGUCGGAGUCUUCCAUGAGCUCCUUCAUCUCACCCUUCAUAAACAAACCGAACGCAAGAAUGUCAGCAACUUGCGCAAACCCUUAGGGCUUCCUCAGAAAUUCACCAAAGCAUUUGAACGUCAUCCUGGUAUUUUUUACCUUUCCAAUAAGAGUGACACGCAAACGGUGAUUCUUAGAGAGGCCUACAAUGGUAGGGAACUCAUACAGAAGCAUCCCCUUGUGAGAGUCAGAGAGAAACUUGCAAAUUUAUUGAAGAAGGGGUUACAUGAUAAGAGCAGGGGUUACACAAGAGAUAUAGAUGAGUCAAACUCAGACAUAGAGAGUGAAAUGGAUGAAUAUGAUUCAGAUGGCUUCCCCAUAAUCACUAAAGAGGGAUGGGGGCGGGGCGGGUAGAGUGAUGAUGAUGGAUCUGAAGAAGAGGAACAAGAGGAGGGGGAGGAGUAGGAGGAGGAAGAAGAAGAGAUAGAGAGCGGGUUUUUAAUUCCUACAAUCAUUUGGAGUUGACCCUUGGCACUAUUACCUGACAGGUCAGCGGACAACCGGUUGUUAUCCGGUAGCAGACGUCGAUUUGUCCAUUUUCCUUAAUUAGUGGGGUCUGCUUGAGGUUUAAAGAUAAUUAAUGUACGUUAUGUCUCAGGCGAAAAAGGUCAUAGCCGGAUAGGGUAUUUACCCUUUUUAUUUAGAGCAAUGCUAGGGGGCCAGCAAUUUUUGUGAUUGUUAGCCAUCAACUAGCCAUCAAUGAUGAUUUGAUGGUGUGAGAUUGGUAUGAGAUUUCAUCCAAUAGCUCACCUUCUUCUGCUGGUUACAUGCUGGCCAAAAUUCAAUAAAACUGCUGCCCCCUAGACUUCUCCUUUUAUUUAUUAUGUGUCAUAAAAGUUGAAAUCUCAUAAAGACUAUGGUUAAGUCAAUAAAAAUCAAUUGUGCUAGUGCAUAUUAUGUA
Messenger RNA from Arachis stenosperma, 4437 nucleotides. Its product is annotated as protein WHAT'S THIS FACTOR 9, mitochondrial. NCBI's taxonomy places the organism in Eukaryota, Viridiplantae, Streptophyta, Magnoliopsida, Fabales, Fabaceae. The transcript is spliced from 2 exons. The coding region runs from base 2664 to 3890 and encodes 408 amino acids. Gene Ontology annotation, molecular function: RNA binding. The record is from RefSeq and is a predicted model, not a curated record.